AUGAACGACCAAGCGGCUGACACGUCACAGCGCGAGAGGUCUCGCUCCCCACGUCGAGGAAGAUCUAGAAGCCCUGGACGCUCGGGUCGUCGCCGAUCCUAUUCUCGCAGCCGUUCCCCCAGCCGGGACAGGGACGAUUACCGCAGGACGAAUCGACGUUCGUCGCGCUCUCCUAUGACUGGCGCCGGGGCUCCAUCGGGAGGAUCUGGUCAGGGUUUCGGGGGUCCGCCUCAGCGCAGCUACGAGGAGCGACAAGCUGCACGCGAACAGAUGAUGAGCAACAUCCGAGAGACGUCCCAACAGGACCGCCGCGUCUACGUCGGCAACCUGUCCUACGACGUCAAGUGGCAUCACCUCAAGGAUUUCAUGCGACAGGCUGGAGAGGUGCUCUUUGCCGAUGUUUUACUGCUUCCCAAUGGAAUGUCGAAGGUGGGCGUCUAUACUAUUGUGGAAUAUGCUACGAGGGAUCAAGCCCAAAAUGCGGUCGCGACACUCAGCAACCAGAACCUCAUGGGCAGACUCGUCUACGUCCGCGAGGAUCGUGAGGCCGAGCCCCGAUUCAGCGGAGCCCCCUCAGCUGCCAACCGCGGCGGCGGCGGCUUCGGCGGCGGCAUGCAGGGAGGCUACGGAGGUGGUGGCUAUGGCGCAGGAAUGAUGGGCGGCGGCGGCGGCGGCGGCGGCGGUGCCGGUCGCCAGAUCUACAUCUCCAACCUUCCGUACACCGUCGGCUGGCAGGACCUUAAGGAUCUUUUCAGACAAGCAGCUCGCAACGGCGCCGUGAUUCGCGCCGAUGUACAUCUUGGACAAGAUGGUCGACCCAAGGGUUCCGGUAUUGUCAUGUUCGAGCACCCUGACGACGCGCGCAAUGCCAUUCAGCAAUUCAACGGCUACGAUUGGCAAGGUCGCCAGCUUGAGGUGCGCGAAGAUCGAUUCGCUGGAGGCGGUCCCGGCAUGGGCGGCGGCUUCGGCGGAGGCUACGGCGGCCGCGGCGGCUUCGGUGGCCGCGGUGGCUUCGGCGGCUACGGUGGUCGAGGUGGCUUCGGUGGAGGUCGCGGAGGCUUCGGUGGCUACGGCCGAGGUGGAUACGGUGGCGGCGGACCCCCUGGCGGAGCCGGCGGGCCCGGUGGAUACGAUGCUGGUGGUGCUCCGGCUGCGCCAAACCCGUUCACCGACUAUGCCACUGCUGGCACCGACCCGAACGAGAUCAUCUACGUCCGCAAUCUGCCUUGGUCCACUAGCAACGAAGACCUAAUCGAGCUGUUCACCACCAUUGGCAAGGUCGAGCAGGCCGAGAUCCAGUAUGAACCCAGCGGCCGCUCCCGCGGUACUGGCGUCGUGCGGUUCGACAGCACCGCAACGGCCGAGACUGCCAUCUCCAAGUUCCAAGGCUAUCAGUACGGAGGCCGACCGCUUGGACUCAGCUUCGUCAAGUAUCUUACACCCGGCGCCGCCGGCGGCGGGGGUGACGCCAUGGACACGGACUCUCACGGGGGUUUGACGCAGGAUCAGAUAAUGUAA
Neoarthrinium moseri is the source of this 1518-nucleotide messenger RNA. RefSeq lists its product as uncharacterized. NCBI's taxonomy places the organism in Eukaryota, Fungi, Ascomycota, Sordariomycetes, Amphisphaeriales, Apiosporaceae. The coding region runs from base 1 to 1518 and encodes 505 amino acids. Gene Ontology annotation, molecular function: mRNA binding. The record is from RefSeq and is a predicted model, not a curated record. Gene Ontology annotation, cellular component: cytoplasm; nucleus. The transcript has 7 exons.